AUGGCGGAUCGCGCGCCGCUCGGCGGGACGGCAGCCAGCAGCGGAGCCGCAGCCGGAGCCGGAGUCCCAUCGAGCAGGCCGAGGCUUCCGCUCUCGGCGAGGACGGUCGCCGCAGAGCUGCCGCACAGCCCGGCGACAGGCAGGACGGUCACCGCCGUGGGCGGGGCCGAUCGCGGCAGCGGUAGCAACAGCAGCGACAGUGACGGCCGCCCCGAUCGUUCUAGUAGCCACAAGGGCUCCCGUAGCGAGAGCUCACGUAGCCGCAAGCACAAACGUUCUCGCCAACGCAGCCCUUCGCCUUCGCCUAGCGACAGUAGCAGCGGCAGUGGUAGCAGCAGCAGCGACAGUGACAGGGACAGUGAUCCUGACCCAUCCCGCCCGGCCCCCCGCGACCGCCGUCCCCGCCCUCGUUCCAUUUCCCCUGACUACGCCCACCGCCCACGCAAGCAGUCUCGACGCCGUAGCCACACCCUGGCUCCGAGCGGCUACGGGGGCGCGGUUCCGUCCUACGAGGAAUGGCCGGCAGUCAGAGACCCACGCGCUCUGAGGUGGGCCGACUCUGGUCGAGGAGACCAGCCGUGUCCAGUGUACGGCGGCCCUUCUUCCGGCCCCCUUACCAUCGCCAACUCCGCUGUCAUGCUGCAAGACAAGGUUAUGAGUGUGCUUCGCAACGUCGAGUCGGGUAAGAUGCGGUUGGAACCAGACGUGUACGUUGACGGGCGUUUCGUUACUGUCGCCGAUGAAUUCACCCCUCGUCGCGUAGAGCUUAUCUCCGAUCUAGUUCAGGAAUACUCGCCAGUUAGCCAACAAAUCGCCAAAACUGACCAUGUCCACGUGUACCUCAUUAAUGGCGAAGUCAUCACCAAGCCUCACCGCGAGGUCACAGCCACCGAUUGGUUGCGUCUGGACGUAAGAGAACACGCGUUGACUGGAGUUGCGGCAGAGCUAGCUUGUUCGGCUUUCUCGGCGUUGACGUUGACCCCGGAGGACGGGUGGUCUGCAGCGGCCGCCCGUAUACUAUCAGUAUUCCGUGCGACGCGCGCCGAUCCCGAACGACCGUACAUGACCGAACAGGCUUUGUUUUGGCGUUUCGCGACCCCGGUAGCGCUAAUCGAGCUUUAUGACCGGGUUGUCGAGGUCUUGCUGCCUACCCCGUUCGACCGAAACGGAGUAUCUGCGAAACUGCAUGGGAUAGCAUACGAGACAACUUCCUCUCUCGGUCCUUUGCGUAUGGAGUGGCACGACCUCUUGGAAGAAGCGAUGGCACGACGGGGUGUGACAGCGGAAAAGUUCUUUCGCAAGUUCGUCGGCGUGCUAUCGGCGCGAAAUGCGUCGUACAUCACGCCGCCGGCGCCGCGUAAACAUGCAAAGGUCGCGGCGUAUCAGAACCAGACCGCCACGGCUCCCGGGGGGCAUGGAGUGCCGUUCGAAGCCCGUUCGUCCACGCACCGCCCGGCCCCCUCUGCACCGGCCGCGGGUGCCGCACCAGCCCCUGCUCUGACCACCUCCACGCCGAACGACACCCGACCGCCACCGUCUGCGUCUCGGAUCGAGAUCAUCGACUACUUGCGCUCGCACGACGUGUGCUACCACCAUGCCUUCUUGGGCACCUGCCGGCGCUCCCCGUGCAGGUGGAACAAAGAGCUGGUCCCACCGGCCCUGUACAAGGAGGUCUCAUCGCGGCAAGGGGCUGGCCGAGGCAAGCAUCUCGUGGCAUCGCUAUCACCAGGCCAGUACAGCUUGAUGUGCGAGUUCGGGAUCUUGUCGGAGGGGAGCGACGACGAGCAGGCCGACGACGGCGCCGCUCCAGCAGUAGACCAGUUGUGGGUAGCAGGGCAGAUUUGGCAUCGGCAUCGGCGCCGUAGACCGCGUAAGGUUGAGAUUCUGUUAGACGCCGGUACAGGAGGCGGCAGCUACAUAUCUCUUUCCUUGUGGCGUGGGCUCAAGCGACUCAUUCGACGACGUCUUGACGAGAGUAGGGCAGGGGCCCUCGAAGCUGCUAACCCUCGCGACAUAGAUACCCCUCCGAUGCGUAUUCUAGGAUCCGUAGCACUGCCGGUGUUGUUUGACAGCGAUGCGCGAGUAAGAGACGUAGAGGUACACGUGGUAGACGGGUUGCCAUACGGGUUCAUUGUGGGAGCAGACUUCUUUAGGCGGAAUGCUAGCGUGCUCGAUUUCAGCUCCAGCAGAGGCUUUAGGCCUGUACCAGCACCACCCUGGGUGCCUCUUCUGUCGAUUGCACCAUACGCCUCCAAUGCUGCAAGCCCCCUCCGAAACGCUCGGGACCAGUUUAGUAUACUAACGGCUCCCCUCGAGAACGCCCCCGAAGUGCCCGCCGUUCCCACAGAUGUACCCAGCUACGAGGACGUGGUGUGGGAGGACGACACCUCCUUCGAGUGGGACGUGCGACAAGUUCCGGAGACCGCCGUCGUCGAGGGUUUCACCACUCGCGCGGUGGAAGCUACGGCUGUGGGGCCACAACCGCAGGACAGGCAGCUAGUGAUGGUCUUGCCGACCGAGCGGCUUGAUUUAGAGCAGGGAGCUGUAGUGGGAGUAGCUCGUGCGGACGCCAACCUGGGGACGCUGGGGUCGCUCAAGCAGCAGCAACUCGGCAACGUCCUCGCAGCGUUCAUCGAGGACGGCCUGUUUCCGAUCGACCCGAAGCGAGUGCCGGCUUGCAUCAACGGUGAGCUUGAGCUUCUUCUGAUCAACGAGUUUUGCACACCUUUCGCAGCCAAGCAACGGCUUUUCUCUCCGGAAGAACGACGCAUCAUCAGGGCAGAGAAUCAGCAGUUGGAAGACCGAGGAGUGAUCCGUCAAUCCAUGUCUCCGUGGGCUGCCCAGUGCUUGUGCGUUAAGAAGAAGGAUGAUACGCUGCGACUGUGCAUCGACUGGCGCGAACUCAACAAACUCUUGGUCUCGGAUAGUGGGGGUUUUGGUGACAUGCAGACGAUAUUCGACGGGUUGAAGGGCAAGAAAUGGAAACCGCCGAGAAAGACCGUUACAAGACGACCUUUCGAGAUGCGGAUGGAAUGCUUUGGGAAUUUACUCGCGCGGGUUUCGGCCUUGGAGCAUCUAUCGGGCGUGUUUAGUUGGCUUGAUGACAUUCUCAUCGCUAGCGACACAUGGGAAGAACAUCUCGUCACUCUGACGCUCGUUCUGAACCGCCUUCUGGCUGCGGGGCGGUCCGUGAACUUCGCGAAAUGCAUUUUUGGCGCAGCGUCGCAGGAGUUCCUCGGCAUGAUCAUUGAAAGCACGGACCUGUACCCUGCUCCGUCUAAGCUAGAUACAAUCGCACGCAUGCCUCGCCCACUCACCGUAAAAGAGCUGCGCACAUUUUUGGGUCUCUCCGGCUACUUGCCUGAGGAAGUUGCCUUCCAGUCUUUACGAGAAACGUUGGCUUCCCCGAAGGUUCUCGCUUACCCUGACCUUGAGCGUCCGUUCGAACUACACACGGAUGCUAGCACGCUACGUGUAGGAGCUUCGCUCAUGCAGACAAUCGACGGUGUCACCAGAGCGGUGGCGUUCGCAAGCCACCGGUUUUCACAAACCGACGCUAGACGGGGGCCCACGGAACGGGAAUGCAUGGGGGCCCUGUGGGCGGUAGACCACUUCCGGCCGUGGGCGCUGCGGCUGAUGGAGUACGACAUGGAGCUGGAAUGGAAGGCGGGGGUAGAGAACGUAGUGCCCGAUGCUUUGUCCCGGUUGCCCGUUGCGAACCCGGUAGAGGUCGACGUGGACGAUUCGAUUCCGGAUGAUCUGUUGUCCCCUGCUGCAGGCGCUUCGGUAGAGAUCUUAGGACCGGAGUUGGAUGGUCGCCGGACCCGCAUCCCUUCGGUGCGAUUACGACCGAUCGACGACGCGCAGCUGCCUCCGACAAGCGUACUGGAGGCCAUCCCGGACAGAGAGGCCAUCGGCCCUACCACGGUGGAAUCCUCCGCUCCGGCGCCGGCGCCAUCGACACUACCGCCGUCUCCCGUUCGACCUGGCCACGACGACAUCGGUGAGGUGCUGGCCGCACGGGGGGAGUUUCCGACGUCUUCGUCGAGCCAGGCGAUUGGUGGAGCAUCAGCCAUCGAUCUGACGGCACGGGUACUCACAAGGCCGUCUGAGCUAGCGCAUCGGCAACGAGACGACACCCAUCUGGGUCAGGUUCGCAAGGUUUUGAGCAAUGGAGCUGACUCUAGCCGAGGGGGAAGUGGGUGCGACAGACGCAAGAGACCGCUCAGCAGACGAGUAGCCAUGGUGGCAGGUAGACCGCUAGAGCCGUGGGACGAGUUGCAAAUGGACAUCCUCAAGAUCGACACACCAUCGCAAACUGGCAACAACUACAUAUUGCUCGUGGUAGACCGCGCCUCAAAGUUCCCCAUCGGGUUCCCGCUCGAAACCAAACAAGCUGUAGGCGUAGCCCGAGUGGUGGUAGAGCUGUGUCUAACUUACGGAGUUCCAAAGACGGUGCGCUGCGACGGAGGCCCAGAGUUUGGCGCAGAGGUGGUGAAGCACUUGUGCAGAUGGUUGAGGGCAAACAUCGUGUUUGGUGCUGCUGAUCACCCUCGAGGCCAAGGAUCGGUAGAGAGACUGGGGGGAUGGCUACAGGAGAUGUUGGCUAAGCUGUGUAGGUCCUGGUCUGACCGAUGGGAUGUGUUUGUUUCGCCUGCGAUGUGGAUCAAACGCACCUUACCAGACACCUCGCUCCCAUCUAAUAUGACCCCCUUCGAGUUCCUGAACGGGGACUCGACAGCUUCGUGGAGAGGCGCAAGCAAAAUCUCCGUGAAGUAUGACUCGCCCUCGAGAAACGGCAUGAAUGAGCUUCGAGUGGCUGCACGCGCGAAAGCCAACGCCUCCAUCGAGAGGUCGUCAGCUGGAGUGGGCGACGUGAAGGACAGCCUGGUGCUCGUGGGCGAGUCCGAGAGUAGUCGACAUCGUGACCACAGGGGAAGAGAGCUGCAACACGAUCUCUACACAGGACCGUGGAAAGUGACGGGGGUGGUCCAGCCUGGUCUCAGUGUAGAAGUCAUGAUGCAUGGUAGAAAGAAGCGCAGCCGAAGGGUAUCUACGGCCGAUGUGAAUCCUUUCCACCUCCGAUAACUUCCUUUCCGACACUCGCUAG
This is a messenger RNA of Ectocarpus sp. CCAP 1310/34, 5110 nucleotides long. NCBI's taxonomy places the organism in Eukaryota, Phaeophyceae, Ectocarpales, Ectocarpaceae. The record is from the annotation of a GenBank genome assembly.